AUAGUAUAUUUUUUGUUAUUUGAUAAUUAUUGAAAUAGCAGUAGUUGUAGUUCAGUAAAUAUUUAGGCCUGUUCAAGUUCCGGUUGUGUGUGCGCAGAAGGCUUUUGCAGCAUACCACGUGGCUACAGCUCAGAAAUCUUUUAAAUGAACUAGUUUCUUUUUCCGUUCAUAAACUAGUAUUUCUUAAACAUUUAAUCGCUGUUUAACCAGCCUAACCUCCCUACUUAGCGACUGCAAUUAGUUUUUGACGGCGACCGUGAGCGGAACCCUGUUCAGCAAUUGGGAGUUGCGGCCGAGCCCAAUUCCGAUACACAACCUGUAGCAAUUCGCUCAAAGCUAACCGCUAACGUAAUCUAACGUCACGUCAUGAUCGCUGAGAGGAUCUAACAUCAAUCAGUGGAACAAGCUGUUGAGAUGUCGGAGCCCAAGCCUCCUGCUCCCACUUCCACUCCCACCCCCGGUGACACGUACAAGGGCUGGCUCUUUAAAUGGACUAAUUACAUUAAAGGUUACCAGAGGCGAUGGUUUGUUCUCAGCAAUGGACUGCUGUCUUAUUACAGAACUCAGGCAGAGAUGGGUCACACAUGCAGAGGCACAAUAAACUUGGCCACUGCUAACAUUGCUGUGGAGGAUUCGUGCAAUUUUGUCAUUUCCAACGGUGGGGCGCAGACCUAUCACCUGAAGGCUAGCUCAGAAGUGGAGCGCCAGCGAUGGAUCACUGCACUGGAACUUGCCAAAGCAAAGGCUGUCCACAUGCAGGCGGAAUCUGACGAUUCCAGUGAUGAUUUCCCCACAGCCGCCCCUGUUUCAGCACAGGGUGGGAGCUCCUGCAUCUCAGAAGUUCAGUCCACGUUACGCACCCUUAGCAGCAAGGUGGAGGACCUGAUCACUUGCAAUGAUCUCAUUGUCAAACAUGGGUCUGCUCUCCAAAGGUCUUUAUCAGAACUGGAAGGGCUGCGUGUUGGCGGGGACACGGGGGAGAAGAUCAGACAAGUCACAGAGAGGGCCACGCUUUUCAGAAUCACCUCUAAUGCAAUGAUCAACGCGUGUAGAGACUUCCUCUCCAUGGCCCAGAGUCAUAGUAAACGCUGGCAGAAGGCCUUACAGAUGGAAAGAGACCAGAAAAUCCGUCUGGAGGAGACGUUGGAGCAGCUAGCUAAACAGCACAAUCACCUGGAGAGAGCUUUCAGAGGAGCUACAGUCCUCCCUCGAUCGUUUAGUAAUCCCACUCUAGCCGACAAAGGUGGUGCUUUGGUUAAAGGCGAUGCCAGUGACGAGGAUGAUGACAAUGAGUUCUUUGAUGCAAUGGAAGACCCUGCAGAAUUCAUCACUGUUCCAGCUGACCCCAAGUUUCAUAGGAGAUCUGGCAGCAACGUCAGCGGGAUCAGCACCGAGACUGGAACGGACGAUCAGUCGUUUGAUGAUCUGUCUUUGGCCUCCAAUACGGAGUCUCCACAGCCCCUUGAGCUGGAGCCGGUCAGACAAAGACGAACUGUAAUCCCCGACAAACCCAACUAUUACCUCAAUUUGUGGAGCAUCAUGAAGAACUGUAUUGGGAAAGAGCUCUCAAAAAUACCAAUGCCUGUGAAUUUCAACGAGCCCUUAUCAAUGCUGCAGCGUUUGUCUGAAGACCUGGAGUACUACGAACUUCUGGAUAAGGCUGCAAAGUGUCACAGCUCUUUAGAGCAGAUGUGUUAUGUGGCAGCUUUCACCGUUUCCUCCUACUCCACCACCGUCCACCGCACAGGAAAGCCGUUCAAUCCUCUGCUUGGAGAAACGUUUGAGCUUGAUCGACUCAAAGAGAGCGGUUUUCGCUCACUGUGUGAACAGGUGAGUCACCAUCCACCUGCUGCAGCACAUCACGCCUUCUCUGAAAAGGGCUGGACCCUUAGACAAGAGAUCACACUGGCCAGCAAGUUUAGAGGAAAAUACCUUUCUAUUAUGCCUCUGGGUUCUAUCCAGUGUUUAUUCGAUAAAAGCAACAAUCACUACUCUUGGAAAAAAGUCACCACAACUGUUCAUAACAUUAUUGUUGGGAAAUUAUGGAUUGAUCAGUCCGGUGAGAUCGAUGUGGUCAACCACAAGACUGGAGAUCGCUGCCACCUAAAGUUUACUCCCUACAGUUACUUCUCCAGAGAUGUACCACGAAAGGUAACUGGAGUGGUGACGGAUAAGGAUGGAAAGGCUCAUUAUGUGCUGUCAGGAACAUGGGAUGAGAGGAUGGAGUUUUCCAGAAUAAUGCAAAGCAGCAAAGGUGAGAACGGCUCUGAAGGAAGACAGAGGACUGUGUAUCAGACCCUCAAAGCCAAAGAAAUCUGGAAAAAGAACCCUUUACCAGAGGCAGCAGAGAAUAUGUACUACUUCUCCUCGCUUGCCUUGACACUCAAUGAACCCGAGGAGGGGGUGGCAUUGACGGACAGUCGGUGGCGCCCUGACCAGCGGUUAAUGGAGGAAGGCCGCUGGGAGGAAGCUAACGCAGAGAAGCAAAGACUGGAAGAGAAACAGCGUUCUGUUCGUCGAGAAAGAGAAAGGGAAGCUGUUAAAGCGUCCAGCACACCCGAGGAAGAUGCCCAUCCAGACAGCUACCAGGCGCUGUGGUUUGAGAAGAUUCACGACUCCGUAUCGGGAGAGACGCUGCAUGUCUACAAGGGAGGUUACUGGGAGGCGAAGGAUCAAGGAAGCUGGGAAAUGUGUCCAGAUAUCUUCUGAUCACACCUAAAACCAGUUGCAGGACAGAAGACAGUCAGCAGCAGGGCCCUUCCUUCACUUUGCUGAAUAAGUCAUGAAUCAAGCCUUACGUGAAUCAUAGCGUCAUCGCGACACUCCUUCCUGCUGGAUCAGGGCCGUUUGGGCUCCACUCCUGUUGCAUCGUUGUGAUGUUUAGAGCUCCUUCUCACUGCCUCACAAACUUGUCCCCUGCUUGCUUCCAGUGUUUCAGGUCCAGUUCUUGAAUGAAGUACAUUUUCCUCACUAGCUGAUUCAUCUGAGGCAGAAUUUUCCCUGACGAUGUGUGAUUAUAUUUGUUUUUGUUAAUAGAAGGAAAUGGCUCUUUACAUGUGGCGGUGUUUCCCAAAUGUUGGAAAACAAACUACGUCGUUUUUGGUGUCACAAACCAACAAUGCAGCAAUUUUCUUUGAAUUUCUGGCGACUUCUGGUGCUACUCUAGUGAAGCUCUGCCACUGGAGACGUAGUCAGUCUGUAUAUUCAUCUUUUACUUUUAUUCCUUACAGACAUAAUCCUUUAUUUUAGAAAGUAUGACAUGGAAGUGAUAAAAUAUAGUUGCUCUGCUUUGAUUGCAGUCAUUUUAAACCACCACAUAUUGCAUAUCCCUUAUUUAUGUUGUGGCAUUUUCUUUGUUUUUGUGUAAAAAUGUUUAUGCAAAAAUCCGAAUUUUUCAUUAUAAUUUCAUUUUCAAUAUGAUGAAAUACUGUUGGAUAAGUUGACCAAUUUUUGCAAACAAGAAAUCGUUCCAGACCCAUGAAGAUACUUGUUACACUGAAUAUUAUCAGCCCUGAAAACUUGGUUUUCCUCCAACCGAUCACUUUAAACCGUGUUGUAGAUGAGAUCCUGGUCAGAUGACAUGAUUUUUAAUGCAUAAUUGUCAUAUUUAGCAUUAAAUGUGUGACACACACAUCCUUUAACUGCAGAUAUUUGUUUUUCACAUACAGAUCUGUGUGCUGAAUAUUACUCACUUCAUUAUAUGUGAAGUGUACACUAACACUUCAAACUAAUAUUUUGUUUUUGUUUCUUUGCCUUUAUUCUUUAAACGUUCUGAUCAUAGCAUUUUUUAACUUUUUUUGAGGAGAUGUUAGUGUUUUGUGCUUUAAAAUAAUCUGUUAUUACCAAACAGCAAUAAGAGUGUCUCAUCUCAGGCCUUUAAACUGAGAUGAGUGGAAAACCUGACUGAGAAAACUAAAGCUGCAAAGUUUCUGUUCCAUUUCUUUGUCACUGUUAUGCAUGAUGAGAGGAAGCAGUGUGUGGUUUAUAUAAAGAGAAAUAUAUAUUUGAUGUUCAAGUGUACUUAAAAUGAGAUGACAACUAAACUUGUUGCAAGUACUUCUAUGUAAAUAUAACAAAUGUGCAGUUUUUGAAUUGCUCUAAAUGCAAAGAAGCACUUUAAAGAUUUAUUUCAUCUUUGAUUUGCCUUUACAAGCUAAAGUGGGUUUCUAAUUCAAAUUGAAAAAAUUACAGGAUUCUUCUGCAACAUUUGGUUAGAUGUAUUAAGUACAUUUUCAGAAAUAACUGCGUUUACAAGUUUUGUCUCUUGUUUUGUGUUACUUUGAGUUUGUGUUUUAGUUGCCCUCGUACUGUGGAGGUUGUCACUUUCCUUGAUGCCACAAUUUCUUACUGCUCUUUAAAAGACAAGGUGUUCUUGCACUUAGCACAGUACCUACGUGUUUUCAGAUAUAAUAUAACUAAUAAAUGAUGAUCUCCCUUU
This is a messenger RNA of Nothobranchius furzeri (turquoise killifish), 4438 nucleotides long. RefSeq names its product oxysterol-binding protein 1. Gene Ontology annotation, molecular function: sterol binding. The record is from RefSeq and is a predicted model, not a curated record. Lineage: Eukaryota; Metazoa; Chordata; Actinopteri; Cyprinodontiformes; Nothobranchiidae. Gene Ontology annotation, cellular component: cytosol; plasma membrane; perinuclear endoplasmic reticulum.